Scleropages formosus (Asian bonytongue) is the source of this 1656-nucleotide messenger RNA. Its product is annotated as neuronal acetylcholine receptor subunit alpha-3-like. Gene Ontology annotation, biological process: monoatomic ion transmembrane transport. Gene Ontology annotation, cellular component: postsynaptic membrane. Gene Ontology annotation, molecular function: acetylcholine-gated monoatomic cation-selective channel activity; transmembrane signaling receptor activity. The record is from RefSeq and is a predicted model, not a curated record. The transcript has 6 exons. Bases 163 to 1656 code for a protein of 497 amino acids. Lineage: Eukaryota; Metazoa; Chordata; Actinopteri; Osteoglossiformes; Osteoglossidae.
GCACGGACAGCCUCUCCGUCCGAAUCCGCAAAGCGAGAAGCGCAACUUUCCUACAUUUCGCUCCCUUUUUAAUCUACAGCCACUUCAAAAACUGCACAGUCCUUUUCUGUUUCAUUUCAUUUUAUUCCGUUAUUUUCUGGGACCCAAAAAAAAGAGCUCCAGAUGAGUUCAGCAGCAGGGAAAGGGACUUUGCUUCUUCUUUUCGCGGUGCUGUUGACAGAAGAGUGCUUCUCAUCAAAAGGAGAGGAUCGUCUCUUCCAUCGGCUGUUUCGCAGGUACAACCCAUACAUCCGUCCUGUGGAGAAUGUGUCCGACCCCGUGACGGUGGAAUUUGAAGUAUCCAUAUCGCAGCUGGUGAAAGUCGAUGAAGUCAAUCAAAUCAUGGAGACCAAUCUCUGGCUGAGACAUAUUUGGAACGACUACAAGCUGAAGUGGGUUCCCUCUGAGUAUGAUGGAAUUGAAUUUAUACGCGUCCCAUCUAACAAAAUAUGGAGGCCUGACAUCGUGUUGUAUAACAAUGCUGUGGGGGACUUCCUGGUGGAGGACAAAACAAAAGCGUUGUUGAAAUUUGACGGAACUGUGACCUGGGUCCCACCGGCCAUUUUCAAAAGCUCCUGUCCGAUGGACAUAACUUACUUUCCCUUCGACUACCAGAACUGUUCCAUGAAGUUCGGAUCCUGGACCUACGACAAGGCCAAGAUUGACCUGGUCUUGAUUGGAUCAAAGGUCAACCUGAAGGACUUCUGGGAGAGUGGGGAGUGGGAGAUCAUCGAUGCCCCGGGGUACAAGCAUGACAUCAAGUACAACUGCUGUGAGGAAAUCUACCCUGACAUCACCUAUUCCUUUUACAUCCGCCGUCUCCCACUUUUUUAUACCAUCAACCUCAUCAUCCCAUGCCUGCUUAUUUCCUUCCUGACCGUACUGGUCUUCUACCUGCCUUCGGACUGUGGCGAGAAGGUCACGCUUUGUAUAUCCGUUCUCCUCUCCCUCACUGUGUUCCUGCUGGUCAUCACUGAGACCAUCCCUUCUACCUCACUGGUCAUCCCUCUCAUUGGCGAGUACCUCCUCUUCACCAUGAUCUUCGUCACACUCUCCAUCGUCAUCACUGUCUUUGUACUCAAUGUGCACUACCGCACACCGACGACACAUACCAUGCCAAGCUGGGUACGCACCGUCUUCCUGGGUAUGCUGCCACGGGUCAUGUUCAUGCGCCGACCUGCUGAUAACCAAGAGGCCAGGGGUGGGGCUGGGGCCGGGAGGAAGCGCAGGGGCAGCACCUCGCAGCAGGGUACGCCCGUGAACUGCCUGGAGUAUGGCGAGGCCAAGGCACCCAUAGAGACCAAGAAAUGCCCCUGCAAGCAUGGCAAGGACACCCCUGAAACCGACGCCGGGAAGCCGAGCCGGCAGCUGAGCAACCAGCCGGUCAACACGGUGGUAGCCUUCUCCGUGGUCUCACCCGAGAUCAAGCAGGCCAUCGAGAGUGUCAAGUAUAUCGCGGAGAACAUGCGGAGCCGCAACAAAGCCAAACAGACUGAAGAUGACUGGAAGUAUGUAGCCAUGGUCAUCGACCGGAUCUUCCUCUGGGUCUUUGUUCUCAUCUGUGUCCUGGGAACGCUGGGUCUCUUCUUCCAGCCUCUCAUUGGCUUCCUAACAUAA